Messenger RNA from Anopheles arabiensis, 6173 nucleotides. RefSeq names its product putative vitellogenin receptor (gene yl). The coding region runs from base 332 to 5911 and encodes 1859 amino acids. The transcript has 5 exons. The record is from RefSeq and is a predicted model, not a curated record. Lineage: Eukaryota; Metazoa; Arthropoda; Insecta; Diptera; Culicidae. Gene Ontology annotation, molecular function: protein binding; calcium ion binding.
GCAGGCGCUCUCAUUUGCGUUCCAGCAUCCGCCGCGUUUUGUCGUGUCCUCCCGUGUCCUCUGCCAGGGUCCUCUGUGUGAGUGUGUUGGUGUGUGUACUGUGGUAUCGUGUACGCGUUGGAAUCGUGUAAAACCUCGUACAGCGUGUGUGUGAGUGGCGCUGUGCGCCCCCUCGUGCAUGCGUUUCGUAGCGUCCCAGCUAACCAAACGGUUUUUUGGGGGGAUUUGGAUGGUGUAGAGGUUAAGUGUGCGUGUGUGUUAAGGUGUUCGAUUUGUGGCAGCAACACGAGGCAGGAGGGCGAAAACACGGAAUCCUUUUGCCACGACAAAUAUGCGGUUAGUGGUGUUAGUGGCGACGGUGGUGCUGCUUGCGGCGAACGUUAGUGCCGGGAAAGCGGAGUCGGAAAAGAAGAGCACGGCCGCCAGCAAAUCGUGCGGUGCGCACGAGUUCCAGUGCGAAAAUGGGGCCUGCAUACCUGCCGCCGGCCACUGCAACGAUAUACAGGACUGUGCCGACGGCAGCGACGAGUCUGGAUGUGAUUACUUUCUCUGCAGGGCGCCGUUCUGGUACCGGUGCCGGCACGAGUCGACCUGCAUCAGCGGCUCGAGCCGGUGCGACGGCCAGCGGGACUGUCUCGGCGGGGACGACGAGGAGAACUGCGACAACUACGAGGUGCCGCACCGGGCGCCCCUCUGCAGCAAGGCGGAGUUUACCUGCACCGACCGGGCCUGCAUCCCGGCCGACCUGGUGUGCGACGGCGUCCAGCACUGUCUGGACGGGUCGGACGAAACGAUCGGCUGCAUCGACAUCGCAGGGAAGUGCAAGGGCUUCCUGUGCCGCAACAAGCACUGCCUGCAGUCGCACCACUGGGUGUGCGACGGGCUGGACGACUGUGGCGACGGCUCGGACGAGGAGCACUGCGUGAGCGAGUGUACGCUCGAGCACGGGAAGUACGAGUGCGCGAACAACCACACCUGCGUGGACGUGACGCAGGUGUGCAACGGGGCGGACGAUUGCGGCGACGGCAGCGACGAGGGCCCGGGCUGCAAGGUGCCGGCGGACGGUUGCAAGGCGCUGCACUGCGCGCCGCAGACGUGCAAGGUGCUGCCGGACGGGAAGCCGGUCUGCCUGUGCGGCGUCGGCUUCCGGUUCGAGCCGAGCGCGGGCCGUUGCGUGGACGUGAACGAGUGCGCCCGGUACGGGCUGUGCUCGCAGGGCUGCAUCAACACGCCCGGCUCGUUCCGCUGCACCUGCAUCGACCAGUUCCACCUGAUGCGGGACGGGCGCACGUGCGAGCUGUCGUCCGGCACGGAGGCGCUGAUGCUGUACACCACUCAGAAGGCGGUCGGUGCGAUGUACCUGACCUCACUGCACCAGUACUACGUCGCGAAGGAGCUGUCGCAGGUGAUCGGCGUGGCGUACGACGGCAGCCACGUGUACUGGACGGACAUCUCGCACAAGACGGAGUCGAUCGAGCGGUCGCUGGAGGACGGCAGCGACCGGGUGCAGCUGCUCACCGCCGGCCUGAUCUCGCCCGAGGACAUCGCGCUCGACUGGCUGACCGGGAACAUCUACUUCAGCGACAGCGGCCAGAUGCACAUUGCCGUCUGCUCGAGCGACGGCUACCACUGCCGGGCGAUCGUGCAGGACGAGCUGCACAAGCCGCGCGGGAUCGCGCUGCUGCCGCAGAACGGCACGCUGUUCUACAGCGACUGGGGCAACAACGCGAUGAUCGGACGGGCCCGUAUGGACGGCACCGAGCAGCAGGUCGUCGUUAGCGACGGCAUCCACUGGCCGAACGGGCUGACGCUCGACUGGCCCAACCAGCGGCUGUACUGGAUCGACGCCAAGCUGAAGCGCAUUGAGAGCAUGCACUUUGACGGCACCGACCGGGUGGUGGUGCUGGACGAUGUGCUGAAGCACCCGUUCUCGAUCGCGGUCUUCAACGACCGGCUGUACUGGUCCGACUGGGACACCAAGAGCAUUCAGUCGUGCGACAAGUUUACCGGCAAGAUGCGCCAAACGCUCGUCCACGAUCGCAUGAUAUUUGAUGUGCACGUCUAUCACUCGAGCAUACAGCCGAAGGUAAGCCAUGCCUGCGCGAAACACACCUGCACCCAUCUCUGUCUGCUCACCUCGAACGCGACGUACGCGUGCGCCUGCCCGCAAGGGAUGGAGCUGUCGCGGGACAAGCACAGCUGCGCCAGCGUCGCCAAGCGGCAGGACAUCCUGCUCGGCAUCGGCCACUAUCUGGUGACGCUCAAGCAUCACCCGUUCGGGCGGCAUGCGACGGGGCGCGGGGAACCGCUGCCGGUCGCUACGAUCAGCCGGCUCGCGUUCAACAGCCUGACCGGCGAGCUGUUCGUCGCGGACAACAGCCGCCGGGCGAUCUACACGGUCGAGCUCGGGUCGCUCCACACUCAGCGGCUGGUCCGGAGCGGCAUCGGCCGGAUAACAGCACUCGCUUUCGACUACCUAAGCAACACGCUGUACUGGUCCGACGCAGAACGGUCCACUAUUGAGAUAUAUAGUUUGCAGACCCGGCAUCGUUCGAUCAUUCAGCACUACCUCGGGGACGAUGCGCCGGUCGCGCUCGCGCUCAUCCCCGAGACGGGCAAGAUGUUCGUGGCGCUCCGGUCGCCCUCCGGCCACACGCACAUCGACCGGCAGGACAUGACGGGCCGCGGUCCGCACACGCACGUCAUCGAGGAGCGGCUAGGCAGCAACGGUACGAUCAGCUUCGCGGUCGACCAGGACCUCCGGUCCGUCUUCUGGACCGACAGCGGCACGAACCGGAUCGAGAUCACCAGCUUCGAGGGGGACACGCGCCACCUGUUCCGGGAGUAUCUGCGCGAGCCGGUCUCGCUCGCGAUCAUCGGCAGCGAGCUGUUCUGGACGUGCCGCGGCUCCCAGCGGCUCUACUGGUCGGACAAGCACAACGUCGGCGCGACGAAGCGCAUCAGCGUGCAGCUGCCGCCCGAUCUGGCCGUGCCGGACGAGAUGCCGAUCGCGGCGAGCCAACCGACGACCCGCCGGCCCGACCACCCGUGCACGCGCAGCAACGGCGGCUGCUCGCACAUCUGCGUGGCGGGCGGGCUCUACACGAGCGCCUGCGUCUGCCCGACCGGCAUGGUGUUCAACACGACGCUGGCCCGCGUGUGCAUCGAUGCGGCCGCCUGCGCCUUCCGCUGCGCGUCGGGCGAGUGUCUGGCGAGGGGGCUGCGGUGCAACGGGCGCGUCGACUGCAUGGACCAGUCGGACGAGCAGGGCUGCGAGAGCAAGACGCCGGCGGGCGCCGGCACCACCGGCUGCCGGUGGAACGAGUUCCGCUGCGCGGACGGGAGCCGCUGCAUCGCCGCGACGAGCCGGUGCGACAGCCGGCCGGACUGUGCCGACCGGUCGGACGAGGCGAACUGCGAGGGGUACGAUCGGCGCACUAACUGUACGCGCUACCAGUUCAGCUGCGCGGACGGGUUCUGCGUCGAUGCGACGGCCCGGUGCGACCAGGUGCCGGACUGCCCGGACGGCUCGGACGAACAGGAGUGUGCGGGUGUGGGGGGUAAGGGCGGCGUGGUAGCGACGACGUGCGCGGUCGGCAUGUUCCGCUGCAACAGUGGGCAGUGCGUGCCGGGCAGCUGGGAGUGCGACGGCAGCCCCGACUGCCACGAUGCGUCCGACGAGCACGAGUCGUGCCAGCCGGCAGAGAAGAAGCAGAAGGAGGGGAAGGAGAAGGAGCAGGAGCGAUGCGGGGAAGGGCGCUUCCGGUGCGGCGUUGGGUUCUGCAUCAGCAGCGCGUUGGUGUGCGACGGCAACGAUGACUGCGGCGACGGCACGGACGAGGAGCAUUGCGUCGGGCGGAUCGGGGCGGCGGCGGCAGCGGCCCAGUGCAGCGAGCAGGCGAUCGCGAACGGCACCGCGUACCGGUGCGCCCGGUCCGGAGCGUGUCUGCCGGCGGCGGCCCGCUGCAACGGGACGGCGGAGUGCCCGCACGGCGAGGACGAGACGGGCUGCAGCAACUGCGGGCUGCGCGAGUUCCAGUGCGCGGACGGCCAGUGCAUCCGGCAGGAGUGGCGCUGCGACCACGACCAGGACUGCGACGACGGCUCGGACGAGCGGAACUGCACAGCGGGGGCGGACGGCAGCACUGCCCACACCCACGCGAUCGACUGCGGCCGGGACACGUUCGAGUGCGGGCCGGGCGAGUGCAUCCCGGUGGCGAAGCUGUGCGACGGCCGGCGCGACUGCACCAACGGGCACGACGAGGAGGGCGCCUGCGCGUCCGCCUGCACCGGCGGGCUCGGCCCGUGCGCCCAGAUCUGCCAGAAAUCCCCCGCCGGCUCGAUCUGCGCCUGUCUCGAGGGGUACGAGCUGGCGGGCGACCGGAAAACCUGCACCGACGUGAACGAGUGCGCCCGGGGGCAACCGUGCGCCCAGCAGUGCGCCAACGUGCACGGCUCGUACCGGUGCGCCUGCCACGACGGCUUCAUGCUGCGCCCGGACAAGGCGUCCUGCAAGUCGGUGGGGCCGGCGCCGCGCCUUCUCUACACCGCCCUCGACCAGGUGCGGCAGCUGACGCUGCAGCAGCCGCCCCGCAUCGACACGGUGCUGCGGGCGAACGGGAGCCGCAUCACCGCCCUCGACCUGGACGUGCGCCUGCGCCGGCUGUACUACGCCGCGGAGAACGGGGCCGCCCUGUACGAGCACGAUCUGCGCACGAACGAGACGCGCGUGCUGGAGAACGUGGGCCGGCCGGACCGGCUGGCGGUCGACUGGGUCGCCGGCAACGUGUACUUCGCCGACGCGACCGAACCCUCGCUCAAGGUGUGCCACUUCGGGCGGGGGGCGUGCGCCCGCGUCGCCUCCUUCUCCCAGCGCAACUACGUGAAGGCGGUCGCGGUCGACCCGGUCAACCGGUACCUGUUCUACGCGCUGCUGUUCUCCUGGAUCUUCCAGGUGCCGCACACGAUCGUGUACCGGGCCCGGCUGGACGGGUCGCUGCAGGAGAUCGUCACCAAGCAGGCGGGCAUCGUGUCGGCGCUCGCGGUCGACCCGCAGGCCCAGCUGCUCUACUACACCGAGCUCGCCGGCAACACGCUGCGGCGCGUCGACUACCUCGGCCAGGGGCAGCGCGUGCUCGCCGAGGACCAGCCCGGCCUGCUGCACCAGCCGGUGCAGCUGAGCGUGUACGAGAACCAGGCGCUGGUGGUGAACCGGGCCCCGCCCGGCUCGAUCGGCCAGUGCCAGCUGUACGGCCAGUACCGGUGCGAGCCGUACCGCGUGAACGUGCCGCCGACCGGGCUGCUGCUGGUCGUGCAGGAAUCGCGCCAGCCGAUGGUGCCGAACGUGUGCGACCGGGCCAACUGCACGCAUCUGUGCGUGGCCGUCGGGCCGGUCGCUCGCUGCAUCUGCGAGAACGGGCUGGAGAUAGCGCAGGGCGAUCGGUGCGCCGAGCCGAAGGAUGGGGCCCGCGCGAUGAAACCGUACCGCGGCACCGUGCUGGUUGGGGCGGCAGCGCCCGCCCAGCCGACGGCCGCCGACGGUGCCGACGACGAAAGGGCCAGCUGGUUGGCCGGCCUGCUGCACGUGCUGCUGUACGCGACGCUCGUGGGUGCGACGGUCGGUGCCGGGUGGUACGUCUAUCGCCAGCGGUUCCAGCACAAGUUCGACGUCGGCAUACACUUCAACAACACCGAGCUGAGCACGAGCGAGAACGCGCCGGUGGAGCUGUGCAAGAUGCAGGGAAGGAACAUGCUCACGCUGGUGCAGCAUCCGGCCGAGGGGGACGCGCUGUCGGUGACCAGCGGCGCCACGGACGGCAACGGGCCGGACAUACAGAACUUUGCGGUCGGUUCGACCGACACGCCGUACUACAACUGCGACGACGAUCUGCACGAGCGGCUGAUCGUUUGAGGGGUUCCGCGAGCGCCUAAAUGUAUGCACUUGGGCCCCCGGGGGUAGCGCAAUGGGUGUUGUUUUUGUUGUUGUUGUUGUUGUUGUGCUUUUAACCCUCGUGCCACCCUCGACUGUACUUUCGCACGGCCGUUUGCUGCCGUUUUCGUUUCGCUGCCUGUGAGACUUUCUGCUGGAAUAUUUGUAUGUUUUAGAACGUAAAAUAAAACAUUCCGCUUCCGUUCGUGCCGGGGAACCAAGUGGAUGUAGCUAGAUUUAAAAA